Molecule: messenger RNA, 2188 nt
Organism: Lindgomyces ingoldianus
Lineage: Eukaryota; Fungi; Ascomycota; Dothideomycetes; Pleosporales; Lindgomycetaceae
Exons: 2
Coding region: 107-1846 (579 amino acids)
Biological process (GO): regulation of transcription by RNA polymerase II
Cellular component (GO): SWI/SNF complex; nucleus
Source: RefSeq, a predicted model, not a curated record
AGCGCUCUUAUACUCAGACGCCUGUGCCUGAUGAUACCACCGCGCUUGGAAGGCGUGCAGUCGCGUGAAGGUGUUGCAGCUCGCGGAUGCAGCCGAAAGGUGGGGUAUGAAAAGGGGCGAAUCGCCGCUUUGUCCAGCCCUGUGCUUCUGUGUCGUGAACGCGUCUCUUAGAAAAAGCACCUCCGCACGCCCAACCUCACCUCCAUCCCCCGACAGUGCGUGCAUCGUGAAGUUGCUCCCCCCAUCGUCGCGGCAGACCGAGAAAGCUUCGCGCCUGCCCAAGAUGCAACCGCACCCGCGGAACUACCCGCUUCCCGCCCAAGCGCACCAUGCGACGCCUACUCGACAUGGUCCCGGCCCCAUGAUUGCGAGCCACCACCAGGCCCCGCAGCAGUAUGUCCAGCACCUGCCCGCCCAGCAGGCCGCUGCCGAAAAUGCGCGCCGUGACAAGCAGCGCCGCCAGUCAACCCGCCCGACAGACAAGAACAUGCCUGACGGCAUCGAGGAGGUAUGCAUCGGCGACGGCGUGGCCCGCUACCGCCAGCUGCGCCAGGUUGAGCGCACACUCGACGCUACUAUGAUGCGCAAGCGGCUCGAAAUCCAGGACACCUCUUUCCAGACCGACGCUCGCCGCUACAGCACCAUGCGCAUCUGGAUAUCCAACACGGCCGAGAACCAGCCGUGGCAGAGCAGCGGCAUGGACGCCGAAGUCUUUGAUUUCGAGAGCGAGACGAAUGCCACAUACCGCGUGAAGAUUCAAGGCCGCCUGCUGGACGAAGACGCUGACCUAGGCCUUGACAACGACGACGACGACGAUGAUGAUGAUGAUGAUGGUGAUGACGCCGCCGCCGCCGCUGACACCGAAGACAAGGACCCCGAUGCCAUGGAAGAGGAUGGUGCUGAAUCUGCGCAGAAGACCCCUGCCACCAAGCCCAAGAUGUUCUCGCAAUUUUUCUCGUCCAUGACCAUCGACUUCGACCGCGCCAAGAGUCUCCAGCCAGAUAAUUUCACACAGAUCGAAUGGAAGCGGCCAGAGGGCGCAGCCAACACGAAAGAGACCAACUUCAGCCAGCUCGAGUUCGAGCGCAAGGGCGACGAGAACAUCAACAUCACCAUCAACCUCCAGCGCCACCAGCACCCGGAGCGACUCAGGCUCAGCAAGCCCUUGGCUGAACUGCUCGACACGGACGAGGAAGACCGUGCAGGCGUCAUUAUGGGCAUCUGGGAGUACUGCAAGUGCAAUCACCUGCAGCAGGACGAGGAUGAGCGCAAGUUUGUCUGCGAUGCCAAGCUCAAGGCCAUCUUCAACUCCGACACAUUUUUCUUUCCCAUGCUCCCGCAACUGUUAAAGCCGCACCUAACUACGCUGCCCCCAAUUCAGCUCUCGUACACAAUCCGCGUAGACAAGGAUUACAUCUCACCACCUCCUGAAUCUGGCAAACUCCCCUCGCAGCCGACAAUUUACGACGUCCAAGUUGCGCUCGGAGACCCGCUCCGCGAUAUGACAGCCAGUCUCGCUCGCUCCACGGACAACAUCAAAACUUUACAGCAGAUUAACGAGAUAGAUGAGCAGAUCGCCCUCCUGAUCCAAGCAAUAGGCCACUCAAAAGCUAAGCAUGCAUUCUUCACUAGCAUGUCCAAGGAUCCCGUCACUUUCAUCAAGCGCUGGCUCUCAUCGCAGAAGCGAGACCUGGAAGUCGUCAUGGGAGAGGGGGGCCGUGGUGGUGGAGAAGAUGCGUCGGGUGAAGAAUGGAGACGAGGUGGGGAGGAAGGCGUCUGGGGAAGCGAGGUGGCGAGGGAGAGCGUGGCACUAUGGUUGGCUCGACAGAACAUCAAAGGUCAUUAGAAUGUCCUUUUGCUAAUAAUGAACUUGCUUUGGUCUAGGCUUACCAGCCGGGCCUCCCGCACCGAGGCGGAAAUCCACCUAAACGUCCCACCCCAGCCAGCUUCCGAACUACUCCCGACUAAUGAUCAAUUACCUACUCCUCCUCCCUCGCCUCCUCUCCCGUUUUCGUCUUUAAGAGAUGCCUCUUUCGGCUUUGCAGAACCUGCCUUACAAAGUCAUCCUCCACCCGUGGCCUCGGACCCCUCUUCGUGGCCUAUUUUCGCACCUCUUAUGCCGAUAUCUCAGCUACUGACACAAGGCCUAAUAUUCAUUUUGGAUUCCGCGUAUCAGUCCCCGAACAUU